Molecule: messenger RNA, 925 nt
Organism: Pongo pygmaeus (Bornean orangutan)
Lineage: Eukaryota; Metazoa; Chordata; Mammalia; Primates; Hominidae
Product: insulin growth factor-like family member 1
Exons: 4
Coding region: 193-519 (108 amino acids)
Molecular function (GO): signaling receptor binding
Source: RefSeq, a predicted model, not a curated record
GUGUAGAUCAAAGCUACAAUGACACGUACCCUGCCUGGCACCUCUCCUGCCCAAGGACCCAGCCUGUCUCUGCAGGACUUGCAGGAGGGCAGGACAUGCCAUGACAUCACCAGCUCCACUAGAAAUAUGGGAUAAAAGGAGUGGCUGAGAUCUGCUGAUCCCCUGCUCACUCCACUGCAACCACCCAGAGCCAUGGCUCCCCGAGGCUGCAUCAUGGCUGUCUUUGCCAUUUUCUGCAUCUCCAGGCUCCUCUGCUCACACGGAGCCCCAGUGGCCCCCAUGACUCCUUACCUGAUGCUGUGCCAGCCACACAAGAGAUGUGGGGACAAGUUCUACGACCCCCUGCAGCACUGUUGCUAUGAUGAUGCCGUCGUGCCCUUGGCCAGGACCCAGACGUGUGGAAACUGCACCUUCAGAGUCUGCUUUGAGCAGUGCUGCCCCUGGACCUUCAUGGUGAAGCUGAUAAACCAGAACUGCGACUCAGACCCGACCUCAGAUGACAGGCUUUGUCGCAGCUGAUAGAACAUCAGGGGAACGAUGACUCCUGGAUUCUCCUUCCCGGAUGGGCCUGGAGAAAGAGGCUGGUGUUACCUGAGAUCUGGGAUGCUGAGUGGCUGUUUGGGGGCCGGAGAAACACACACUCAACCGCCCACUUCAUUCUGUGACCUGUGUGAGGCCCACCCUGCAGCCGCCCUGAGGAGGCCCACGGGUCCCCUUCUAGAAUUCUGGACAGCGUGAGAUGCGUGUGCUGAUGGGGGCCCAGGGACUCUGAACCCUCAUGAUGACCCCUAUGGCCAACAUCAACCAGGCACCACCCCAAGGCUGGCUGGGGAACCCUUCACCCUUCUGUGAGAUUUUCCAUCAUCUCAAGUUCUCUUCUAUCCAGGAGCAAAGCACAGGAUCAUAAUAAAUUUAUGUACUUUAU